UCCGAGGGCCGGGCCCCGGGCCCUGAGCCCCGCCGGGCCGCCUCGGGGCGGGCAGCGGGUCCCCGCCGCCGCUCGCCGGGCCUGGGCCCGCCCCGCCCGCCGCACCGCGCGGGGCACGCCGGGACGGCCUCCCGCGCCGGUCCUCCAGCUUCCCAGCCUGCCUCGGCCCGCCUGAAUGGGGCAGAGGCAAGAUGGCGGCGAGCGUGAACUCUGCCGGCGGCGGCGGCCUCUCGCUCUUCGAGUGCCCCAGUUGGGCAGGGAAACCACCACCUGGCUUACAUCUGGAUGUAGUCAAAGGAGACAAACUCAUUGAGAAACUCAUCAUUGAUGAGAAGAAAUACUAUCUUUUUGGGAGAAAUCCUGACCUGUGCGAUUUCACCAUUGACCACCAGUCUUGCUCUCGGGUCCAUGCUGCCUUGGUCUAUCACAAACACCUCAAGAGGGUUUUCCUCAUAGAUCUAAACAGCACACAUGGCACAUUCUUGGGUCAUAUCCGUUUGGAACCUCACAAACCCCAACAGAUCCCCAUUGACUCCACGGUUUCAUUUGGUGCCUCUACACGGGCAUAUACUCUGCGCGAGAAGCCUCAGACACUGCCGUCAGCAGUUAAAGGUGAUGAGAAAAUGGGUGGUGAAGAUGAAGAGCUCAAGGGCUUGCUGGGCCUUCCAGAGGAGGAGACAGAACUUGACAACUUGACAGAGUUUAAUACAGCCCACAACAAACGGAUUUCCACACUAACCAUAGAGGAGGGGAAUUUGGAUAUUCAGAGACCAAAGAGAAAACGGAAGAACUCCAGAGUGACAUUCAGUGAUGAUGAUGAAAUCAUCAAUCCAGAGGAUGUGGACCCUUCUGUUGGGCGUUUCAGGAACAUGGUACAGACGGCAGUAGUCCCUGUCAAGAAAAAACGGUUGGAGAAUCCAGGCUCACUGACCACAGAUGAUUCUGCAUCGCGACGUAUGCAAAACUUUCCCUACAGUGGAGGAUUAUAUGGUGGUUUACCUCCAACUCACAAUGAGGCGGGUUCCCAGUCGCAUGGCGUCCAUGGGACGGCGCUCAUUGGUGGUCUGCCAAUGCCCUACCCCAAUCUCGCCCCAGACGUGGACUUGACUCCUGUUGUGCCCUCAACAGUUAACAUGAACCCAGCUCCAAACCCUGCCGUCUUUAAUUCUGAAGCUGUGAAUGAACCCAAGAAGAAGAAAUACGCAAAGGAGGCGUGGCCGGGCAAGAAGCCAACCCCUUCCCUGCUGAUCUGAGUUGGGUUUUGUUGAGAGAGGGUGGGAGUUCUGAACUCCAGAAACUGUUCAUGUGCAGCAUCGUCUUUUUAAAAUUUCAGUGUCCUAACCAGAUGUAAUACCAAGAUUGGAGAGGUGAAACAUCCUUUAAAGAUCUGUCUUCAAAUGUUUUUGUAUGUCUGUUUAAAAGCAAAAAAAAAAAAACAAACCAACUUACAGUUCCCACCUCCUUUGGAACCAAAAUAUAUCUGGAAGCCUUUUCGUAGCCAUUACUGUCCCCGGAGGUCUUUACUCUGAAUUUUGAUCCACAAGUUGAAGGGGCAGAGUCAUAUAAUUUAAUCAUCAUUUAUGUCAUAACCCUGCAAAUUCAUAUAUUUAGAUGUUGUGCUUACUAUGAGUAAUGUUGUUCCUGCUGGGCUUGCUCGUAGCAGGUGAGCUGUAUCGGAAGUAAAUGUUUGUGGGGCCAAGCCUUUCAGAAAUCCCAUUGGUUUGAGUUCUAAAUCUUGCAAAACACAAAUCAGCUUUUAUGUUUUACGUUUUCAAAACCUCACCAGUGUGGGGCAUUAUCUUUGUUUUGUUUUGUUUGGCUACAGCUUGUUUUAAUUUCCACCUAAAACACUACAGAGUCGCACAGUUCAUGAGAACAUGGAGUUGAAAUGGACAAGAAAUAGGUGGGCUUCCGUAGCUGUGGUUCGGUACCGCGCGGUGGAGUGCUGGGUGGGUGGGUGACGGGUGUGUACGUGGGCGGAUCGGAGGUGCUCGUGGCGGCGUACGGCACGGCGAGCCUGGGGGUGACUGGCCCGUGGAUAGGCACUAUCCAUGCUGUACAAUAAACAACAAAGCAGUGUUGACACCCUCCCCUGUGAUAACUUCAGGUGUGGAGUUAACACAGAGAACAGUUGCUUUUAGACUUGGUGGUUAAGUUAAAUAGUUUGAUUUUUAUUUGCAAAUAAAAAUCUUAGAGUAUAUGCGAGAUGCAGCAAGACACACAUAAAACUGAGCAGCAUCAGCAGCAUCAGAGGACUUGCAUGUUUAACGGCUAAAACCACAAUCUCAUACUGUUCUGCCUGCUAGUAACGGUGGGUGAGAGCUGAGUGUUGCUUAAAAUUAGAGUAUGAACUCUCAGUAAAGAAUCUGCCUCACCGCGAUGAAAGCCGUGCAUAAGUUGGUUUCAAAAUAGUACAUUUUUUGACUACUUCAUCAUUUUUUCCCAUUGAAUAAAAUGAGAAGCUUGAUUUGGAUUGUUGCUGUAGCCCUUCAAAUCCUUGGGUUUAGAUGUCAAGAUUUGUUUCAUGUGUAUUCAGACUCUGAGUCUUUAUACAGGGUAAGGCUAGAGCUCUGUUUUUCUUAGGUUUGCUCUGGACUUUUACACCUGUAACACGGUUACAGCUAGGUAGUCACAUUCCUUUGUUGUUUGGAGGAUUUCUCCAGGAAGCAUGCGCUCUGGUGACAGAAUACCCAGCUGUUCGUUGUGGACAGUGCUGUAGCUACCUGGCUAAGUAGUGGUGUGCAAAUCCGAGGGUUGCUGGAGCAGUGCUGUGUUACGCACUAGGCUUGUUUUGGACAGAUGCUCCAAAAUCAGUGUGACUUCUGCAUCUGCAGAGUGAUUGCUUCUAUCAUGUAACUGAGGUAAAAAGGAGCUAGUAGCUACCCCAUUCACAAGAGUGGUGACUUUAGAGACUGGUUUGUUCCCCUCCCCGCACCAUCAUAUCUAUCUCAAACUAUUAUAUGGAUGAAUACAGUACCUUCUCCAUGGUACAGUUGUGCCGCUCUUUGUUUAGUUGCUAUCGAAUAUGAUUCGGUCCUCGGACAUUCUGCUUCCAAACACUCCAUGCUGACUCUUAAAAUCUUUCUCCCUUUAUUUUUAGUUUUGCUUCUUCCUGGUAUGUAGAAUUUUCCAGCCAGUCUGCUUUAUGAAGGCAACUCUUUAGAGUAAGACUAGUUAGGGCAAGUAAAAGUUGAACAGGUUUUCUUCUUCCUUUUUGGGUUGGGAUUUUUUUUGUGGGGGGGAGGGGAGGGCGUGCAGGGAGGGUAUCUUUUGUUUCAGUUUUUGCAAGUGGCUCUUUGCAAGAUUUUUUUCUUGAAAAGGGAAGCUUUACUGCUCAUUGUUUUUUAAAGCUCUUCUCCUCCCUGGGUUUGAACAAGCUCUCAUUAUUUUAGAGCUUAGGAGCCAUAGCUGGCCAGUACGGGAGGGGACAGUGUAACAUCUAGGGGCUUUGUACAGAAGUAUGUACACUUGUGUAAUAUGUAAUAGGCCUUUUCACACUUUCUGUUGAGCUUUUUACCUGUAACCUUUACUAUGUUGUAAAUUAAAUGCAGAUUUUGCCA
This is a messenger RNA of Phalacrocorax carbo (great cormorant), 3560 nucleotides long. The record is from RefSeq and is a predicted model, not a curated record. NCBI's taxonomy places the organism in Eukaryota, Metazoa, Chordata, Aves, Suliformes, Phalacrocoracidae.